GACCUCUGUGAAGACCCUCACCUAUUUGUGAAUGGAAUCAGCUCCCACGAUUUACACCAGGGCAUCCUGGGCAACUGCUGGUUUGUGGCCGCAUGCUCCUGCCUGGCGCUUAGGAAGAGCCUCUGGCAACAGGUGAUUCCAGACUUUAAUGAACAAGAAUGGGACCCUAAAAACCCAGAGAAAUAUGCUGGGAUUUUCCGGUUCCGUUUCUGGUGCCUUGGAGAAUGGACAGAGGUGGUUGUUGAUGAUCUGCUACCAACAAUGGAUGGGAAGUUGAUCUACUGCCAUUCCAACAUGAAAAAUGAAUUCUGGAGUGCACUGCUGGAGAAAGCUUAUGCAAAGCUGGCUGGAUCCUACGAAGCCCUCGAUGAAGGCAGUGCUGCAGAUGCCAUUGUGGAUUUCAGUGGAGCAGUAGCAGAAUCUAUUGAUUUGGUACAGGGCAAAUAUGGUGAGAUUAUUUCUGAGCAGAUGAACCUGUUUCAAGACUUGCUGAAAGUGCAUAAGAGAGGAGGGUUGAUCAGCUGCUCCAUUGCGGCUUCCUCUGGCCGUACCAGCGAAGCAGAGACAGCGAUGGGGCUUGUGGCUGGCCAUGCCUACUCAGUGACUGCAAUUCGGAAGCUGCAUCUUGGAGAAAGGCUUGUGUUCUCUUUUAAGGCAGAAAAGCUGUUCAUGAUCAGGCUGAGGAAUCCCUGGGGUAAAAAAGAAUGGAAUGGUGCUUGGAGUGACAAUUCUGAGGAGUGGAAGAAAGUCAGUGAUUCCGAACGCAAGCACUUGGGGCUCACUCUUGAGAAUGAUGGAGAGUUCUGGAUGACAUUUGAGGACUGGUGUAAGAAUUUCACCGAUGUGGACAUCUGCCGGAUUGUGAACACCUCCUACUUCAGCAUCCACAAGACUUGGGAGAAGAAAAUGAUGCGUGGGGCUUGGACAAAGAACUCAGAGCCCCUGCUAAAUCGCUCUGGUGGCUGCUUCGAUAACAAAGAGACCUUCCUUCAGAAUCCCCAGUACAUCUUUGAUGUUAAGAAGACUGAGGACAAAGUGUUGGUCUCAUUACAACAGGAGGAUCGCCGCAAAUACAAGAAAGAAGGGGAAGGAGACAGCAUCCCAAUUGGCUUUGAAAUAUUCAAGGUGGAGGAUAACAGAAGAUAUCGACUGCACAAGCUCACCGUGCAGGAGAGAGUGGCCACGUCUCCGUACAUCAACACACGCACUGUGUUCUUGAAGAGGAUCCUUAAGCAAGGCUGCUAUGUCCUUAUCCCAACUACAUAUCUACCUGGUAUCACCACGAGAUUUAUCCUGAGACUCUUCACAGAUGUGCCAUCAAAACUCAGGGAGCUGAAAGCAGAUAAGCCUAAAAUGACAUGUUGGAGUCUUCUUUGUGGCUAUCCAUGCAGAGUCACCCAAAUCAAAGUUCACUCCAUAGAGGGGUUACAGAAGCAAGGCAGAUCAGGCGGAGCAGAUCCCUACGUGCUUAUCAAAUGUGAGAACGAAACUGUGCGUUCCCCUGUGCAGCACAAUACAACCAGUCCCAUCUUCAACACACAAGUAAUUUUCUACAGGAAGAACAUUGACAGUCCUAUCACUAUCCAGGUCUGGAACAGUAACAUCUUGUGUGACCAGCUCCUGGGGCAGGCAGUGCUGGCAGCUUCCCCCAGUGACCCUGGAGAGCAGCAGACGUUGCAGCUCCGAGGGAGAGGCGGGCGGGAGGCAGCGGAGGUGCCAGGUCACAUCACCAUCAAGGUUGUUUCCAGUGAUGACUUCGUGGAGCUCUGA
Molecule: messenger RNA, 1770 nt
Organism: Acanthisitta chloris (rifleman)
Lineage: Eukaryota; Metazoa; Chordata; Aves; Passeriformes; Acanthisittidae
Product: calpain-5-like
Exons: 11
Biological process (GO): proteolysis
Cellular component (GO): cytoplasm
Molecular function (GO): calcium-dependent cysteine-type endopeptidase activity
Source: RefSeq, a predicted model, not a curated record